This is a messenger RNA of Lentinula edodes (shiitake mushroom), 6324 nucleotides long. RefSeq names its product nucleoporin Nup186/Nup192/Nup205. Gene Ontology annotation, cellular component: nuclear pore inner ring; nuclear pore. Gene Ontology annotation, molecular function: structural constituent of nuclear pore. The transcript has 12 exons. Bases 1 to 6324 code for a protein of 2107 amino acids. The record is from RefSeq and is a predicted model, not a curated record. Lineage: Eukaryota; Fungi; Basidiomycota; Agaricomycetes; Agaricales; Omphalotaceae. Gene Ontology annotation, biological process: nuclear pore organization.
AUGGAGACCAUUUCCCAACUCAGAACUUUACUCCUUGCUGCACUAAGUGAUCGCGGAACUCACAAUGUGGAGCAGGAGCUUUUUGAUUCGUUAAUGAUUCACAAGUCGCGUCUUGCCAGUGUUUUCGAUGUUGGGCAGAGGAAUCCCCAGGAACAAAAAGAGAUUGAAUCUGGCAAAACUCUCAUCAAUGGGAAGCAAGUUGCAGUGAACUCAGAUUUUGCGCGACAAGUGAUAUUCCUGUCUCAACAUCUCGAGUGUUCCGAACGAUAUGUGGCCGGUCUCCUUAAUUCUAUCAUGAUUCAAAAUCCCAAUAUAACACCCGUGAGCUGCCUCGAACUAGCAGUUGCAGAGUUCCAUUCCCGCCGUCGCCACCUAGUCGAUUGUUUACGCUAUUUACUCGAAGCUACUGAGGCCGCAGAAGUAUCGGAGGCACCUCCCCUGUACUAUCAUCUUGACCGAUAUGUUAGAAUGGAUUUGACAAAGCCACAACACCUUCCCGGCGGAGGUGAAUUACCUCUAGCUUACAGAAUAUUCCAAGAGGUAGAAACUCUCGGCAAAGUGAUUAUUCGGGCAGACAAUAUGAGAAAAAGUGCCCAAACUCACACUGUCAUUCCACAACAAGGUGAAAAACUUGUGUCCGUGGUAUUUCUUGGACCUGACGUGACUCUAGGUUCUCCUACCCUUGGAUUCGACAUAUGCAAUGCCCGUUACGAUUCCUUGAAGUACGAACAAAAGUAUCUUGCCACCUGUUUAUACCUCAUUGCUCGCCUUGGCGUCAUCUCUCCUGACGAGAUAAAACGCAUGAUCGAAUGGCUGGUCACUAAUCCCAAUCAUAGCAUGACAUUUUACGUCCUUACUACAGUUUUGGCUGUCUUUGAUACAGUAAAUCCCAACACUCUAGGAGCACAGCACCGAAGUCACAUUGCCAACGACAAAGCCCUCGUAUCAUUCAUGACGAAAAAGCUAGAUGCGACGGCGGAGUGGAAAGAGCCGGGUUUGAAGGCCACCGUGCUUUUGAAGUGGACGUUAUUCCUUACCGAACAAAGGCAUCGGGAUCCAGGUCUGGAAAAUCGUGACGGUUUCCGGACAGAGGAACUCGAAGUACAAAUCUGGAACGCUGUCCAAGGAGAUGUCUUUCUGUAUCUUUCAACGGUCCUUCUACAACUCCGGAGAUCCACAGUAACAUUCUGUCCAUCGCUCUUGAGUGGAAUAGCUCUCUCUUCCGAGCAACAAGAGCAGCGAGAAGUUCCUGCAGAUGACUUUAAAGUUCAUGUUCUGAACGCGUUCGAGGCCAUUGUUCGUUCAUUGAUUACUCACGCCUCAUCGGAACUUCGCAAAAUAAAACAACGGCAGGAAGACUUGGUGCUGGCUAAUGCGCGCACAGACCGUUCGCGAUCCGAUCCCUCCCUCUUUCGUCCCUCUUCGAUCAUGGAACCCGAAAAACAUUCAUCUCCUCCGAGAUAUGAUAUCGCUAUGCUCUACUCAUUCAUUGGACUGCUGUAUUCAAGUCUACCCGCAGAAGCAGCUCUUCAGUUUUGGGGUGCUGGAUCUCAGGUUGAGCCGAAUCGCACAAAUUAUCUUGAGUAUCUUGAAACAACGGCAGGUCGCCUACCUGCUUUCCUACAGUGGACUGUGUGGUCCACCCAGACCCAGGAUCUGAACAUGACGAUGGCUUUGUAUGACAUGUUGGCCGGAUUAUCGAAAGGUCAACAGUGCAGUGAGCUGGCAUACAAUUUUAUGGCACGCGGUGGCGGAGAAGUUGUUCCAGGAAGCUCAUUGCCAUCAGGCGGUUCAUCUGUUUCAUGGGAUGUGGUUUUCGGCCUGUUAGAAUCUUGGGCUACUGGCACAAGUGCCCGAAGUCCAAUAGCUUCCCAGGGAUACAGUCAGGGCAUCCUCGGAGGUUCAUCUACUUUGAUGCCCCAGUCUACCCGUUCCCAAGAAAUGCAAAUUGGACCGCAGGACGUUCUUCUGGCACAAUCAUUCCUUCGAUUGCUGUCAAUGGUCGUGACUCACUCCGUCGCGGUUCGUUUAACGAUUUCAGGACACGCUCAUUUUCGUGCUAUACCUACUCUCGUGUCGCUCAUACCUCUUCGAGUACCUCUGGAGCUCAAAGGAAUGGUGUUCGAGACGCUAGCCGCGUUCUGUACACCAGGAGCGGGGAUUCCUGGCGUUGAGAUUUGUCGGGCUGUGUGGACACUGAUGGAGAGGCUGGAGGUAAUCAAUGUCCGAUCCGGCACCACAGUCAGCUUUGGGAGCUCCUUUGUAUCUGUCAAGGGUGUCGAAGUUGAGUUGGAAGAAGUCGAGGCCACACAUGGUUUAUAUCCAGCAACGAUACCUUUUUUGAAACUCCUGAGCACUCUCAUCCACACCCCAAAACGGAUUGCUUUGAAGGACCGCGUCUCAGACCAAGCUUCUAUCAACACGAUACCUGAAUCCCUCGGCCAACCGUACCGCCUCCCCGGUAUCGGGCCGUUUGUCGCUUUCGUCAUCGACAAUAUAUUUUCGAAGAUUUCCUCUCGGGAAUAUCGGCGUCCUUCUGAAAGAUGGCAGAUGAAUGACCUUUGCUUAGCGUUCAUUGAGAGGGUGCUAGCUAGCUAUGAUAUGGAAUCUUUGCUUGCGAUAGCUGAAGAAGGUUCCUUGAAGGAGAACACUGUCGUACAAUAUCUUGUUCAUCCUGGAUACGAGGUUUUGAAACGCAUGUUAACCGCUUCGAAUCUCCAAACAUCAGUGCUUUCAUACGUCGUCGAGGGAUUGAUUGGACUUGAAAAGGGCUUUGCCGAGGAGGAACCAUUCUUUGAAAACACUAUUACCCGCGUUUUGAGGAUUGUGCAUCGAGUUCUCGAAAUCCAAGAUAUCUUUUUGGAUGUUCUCGUACCCCUCACUUUGGAAUUUGAUAGCGCACCACUCAUUGGCACUAUUCAUCCUCGCUCUUACUUCAUAAAAUUCGACCAGGCAUUGUCGUUCAGCGCAGACUACGUACCAGCUAUUGCUGCUUAUGUGGCAUACCCUUCCCAUUUUGAGAUAGUUUUACUGUCGGUCAAGAUCAUUGAUCUUCUUUCAGCUUCAAGCGCGUUCUCCAAUCUUGCUGCCCUCAUCGCACGCAGUGAUGACUCAGAUCGUAUACUCGGUGGAUAUCUCCAAAUCUUGAGUGUAGAAUCGACGGAAGAUAUUUCCAUUGCGGAGGCCACAGCAGAGCAGAUCACUGGUGCUGGUUCUCCAGACAUCGAAGACAUCCCGGUCUCGCUCGAACAAGCAACUAGAACGGCUGUUCUCGACAUGCUUAUACACAACACCGAACCACGACGCUCUUAUCCAAACACAGCGCACUAUUUACUUUUUGGAGAAACAAAUUUUGAACAAGGAAUUCAGGAUCCCCACGCAUUAGGCUCACGGGACGCUUGCGUUCAUGUGCUUCUUCAACUUGUCAAUGCCGGAAUUCCGACAAACAAAGGAAAACGCCACGACAUUUCUGCCACACCUCUGUUCAUCACCCUUCCUGCUCUUGCGGAACGCUGCUACCAUGUCAUUUAUCAGCUUUGUGUUCAUCCCCGGACUUCUAGCUCAAUGAUGAGGUAUCUACGCACCCGUGAAGAUUUCUUUACCCGCCAUCUCUCCGCUAUCCCCUCCCAGGUCCCACAGAUGCUGCAAGAACCCACUAUAGAGAUCCAAUAUAAGGAUGGCUCACGCGUUAUCACCACGGUCCCUACUCUCAGCUCUUUCCUGCGAUUAAGGUCUUGGAUAUUCGACCUCGUGGCUUUGGACCUGCACGUUCUUACCGGCAAAGGUCGAUCGCGGAACAUCUCUGAGGUCCUCGAUAUUCUCUUCGGCAAUGAAUCUGUCUUAGAGGAAUCUGCCUCAUGGCAAGAUGAAGUGUUCAAACCUUUCCAUGAAGUUGGGCAGUCACAUCUCAAGAUCAUAGAGUUCGUGCAGUCAUUGACAUUUGAAUGGGGAGAUUCACUUGCAACAAAGCCUGUCGAUCUUCAAUUGUUGGCCGAAGUCAAUCUACAGGUCUGCUUGCGCAAGGAUGCAGCAGGUUGUGAGAUAAUUGAUCGCUCUGCCCUUCUCAUGCUGUUGACUGCUUCUAGACGCGCUCUGUUUGCGCAAAACAAGAUCAUAACAUCGGUACAAGUGCAGCAGCUCGAGGCUGAGACUUCUUAUAUCUUGGAAAGUUCUGCUAUCGAGAACCACCGCCGCCAAGUCGUUCAUGCUAUCAGCACAGGAUUUGAGGCGUGGAGGCGCGUGUUGGACAUAACUUUGACUAGAUGUUUCGACUAUCUUCCACAAGACCACCGCGAAAACAUGUUAUUCGACAUUCUCCAUGUUCUCCCUCCAAUCAUCAAAUCCGAAGACAUCCACGAAUCGACCGCUGUCCUGUUGUCUGAAGUUGUUCUUUCUUCUAUCACGAAGCUCUAUGAAGACAGGCGUCACCAGAUCAUAUUGCAGUCAGCGGGUGGAGAUCCGCACUCUGACCUAUUACCUGCUGAACGUCUGUAUCUGAUUCUACGUAGCAUUCUAGAAUGCAUCAUAGGCAGUAAUCACAUCGAGUUGGUUAGAGGCAAUCUCUACGCUGCGCUCAUCAACUACGUGAACCUCGUGUCCUCUUCGGAAGACUCGACCUCCAAAUCCCAGUCGCUAGCUGUAUCGGUGUUUGGUUCCACACGGGAAGCAAGUCCGUUCAGCAGUUCCCUUUCUGUUGUCCCUCAUAUCCCGCUGUCGCAGAAUUCUCAACUUCAAGCCAACAGCUUGGCUUUGCUGAAAACUGGUCUAGAGCGUCUUCUUAUAACGAUUUCCCGUGAUGCAAUUGACGGAACUGAGGUUUGGAGAACCGUGGCCUUCAUGCUCUUGGAUUCAUUGAUCCAAUUGUCAGCGUUGGAAAAACAACACCCUGUGCUGCUUCAGUUGACCCGUCACGGUAUCCUAUCUAAUUUUGUUCAAGGCGUCAAAGAGUCGGACUCACUUUUACAAUGCGUUCUGAAGCCAGACCCAGAUGAUUUGAAUCCUCUGUAUGUCUAUGAGUCAAAAAUGUCUUUCUUCAUCCGGAUGGCGGAAACACGUACGGGCGCCGAACAAUUACUUGAUGUACGGUUGAUCCCUACCCUGGCGCAAUGUGACUUUCUGGACUCCAGACCAGAAGCCGAUGCAUCCUUUGUUGAUCAUGACUCGUUUUUACCCUCUGCAAUACAAAGAUACCAUAAUCUCUUCAUGCCGAGUCUGCAAAUCAUUAAUGCUAUGCUGGCGACUUUGGGUAGCAAACAUGCUACGGCGUCUAAUCAAGCCCUGGAUUUUGUAUCGCGGCACAGUGCAACAAUCAUCAUUCUCCUCAAAAAUGAAACGGAGGACUUUUCGCUGGCUCUACUUGAAGAAGUCCAUCUACUUGUCACGCUUUGUGCCCAGGUCCUUCCCCUCGUUCCACGGUCAGAACUGGCUUCCACUCACUCAGGUUUUGGUGCUAUCAACGGUGCUAUCCUGGCUCUUUCCACAAAAUGCCUUGGUAGAGGGACGUGGACGGACGCUAUCAAGCCUCAAACCGAUAGCGAAAUUCUCCGUGCUAGUGUUCUUGCUUCCGGUUCCAGCUCCGAUUCCAACUUUGAUAUCGAAGUUCGAAGAAAGGAACGACUUCUCCGGAAAGCUUUGAUCGCAUACGCAGGUGCAACCAGCGAAUUUACAGAACCCGAAAUAAACUUAGUCUUGUCCCCUGUCCAUGUGGCAUCGCGAUACGAUGAAAGGAGCUCUCACUUCCUUGCUACUAUUCCUACAAUUGGCGAUGCAUUGGAGGCAAUGAACUCCCUGUGUCAGGACCUCGCAGCAACUCUGAAGCAAAUAUCGGACAUAUCUGCGGAAUUGAGUGCGAAGGACCUUAUCGCAGUGGACAACAUAACAGAGAUUGUAGGAGACCUUGACCUUAAUUUUGUUCAAGACUUGGAGAUUGGUCAAAAACGAAACCUCAUUUGUCGUCAGCUGGACAGGAUGGUUGUAGAGGCGCAAAGGGAUGCUAAAAUGAUAAUCAACACCCUCGAAAUGUUACUGCUAUUAUUAUGGAGACAUAUAAUGUAUUACGCUGAAGGGGCGCACGUACAAACACCUCAACUCAAUGCAUCUACGGCGACGGCAAUGCGGUUCCUGUCUACCCCCGAUCCUGAAGCGUUCCGACAACAAAUCGCAAGAAAUCUACUGCCUACUCUACAGCGGCUACAAACCCUCUUCACUGACGAUACUUUGAUUGGGGAUGAGUGGCGCGCAAAUCGGGCAUACGUGGAAAUUAUGUGUCGCAGGCUGCGGGAUAGUACCGGUAUGGUCGACCCAGAUGAGAACGAGACGUCAUGA